GUGUUUGAAUUAUAUAUCUGAAUGCCAAGCUAGUCGUGAUAAUUAUAUCUCUCUAUACAUAAUAGAUAAUGAGUUCCUGGGAGGAGGAUGCUAGACAAUUUCUUUUAGACCAGGAAGAAGAUGAUGAUGAACUCUUCUUAGUAAUUGUCCCUGCUGUUCUCGCGGCCAUGCAAGAAGAGAAAAGGGCAGUCCAUACUUCUUCUCUUACUGGCGCUAUGAAGAUUAAGGAAGUUCUAGAAGGGCACGAAAUUUGGAGCAAAGUUGAGUUUAGGAUGGAGCCAAAUAUUUUCAGAGCGAUAGUUUCAUCUGUUGAUGAACCAGUGCUACAUGUACCACGAGCGGGCAGCGAGAUCAAUGUUGCUGGACCAAGUGUGGGCAGUGAGACUAAUGUUGCUGGACUAACUUUGGAUCGAGAGGCUUGUGAAGUUCAGUCACCACCUUCUGGUACGUUAGUACAUGGAAGCGGGAAAAAGAGGAAGAAAAGUCAAGUUGCAAGUGUUUUGGAUGACUAUUUGGAGCACAAGAAGAACCAAACAGAUAAGACUGUGGAGGCGUUCCUUGAGAAGAAGACUCGUGGAGAGGAGUCUAUGGAUAGGUGUAUCCACAUAUUUGAAGCUAUGGAGGACUUGACAGAUGAGGAGAAGGCCAUUGCAGCAGAGGUGUUCGAAAAUGAAUUGUAUCGGGAGAUGUUUCUGAAGCUAACAAUUCACAACGUGCGGCUGAUUUGGCUUCGGAGGAAGAUAAGUUUCGUGGAGUGUUUGUUCCUUUUGGAAGAAGUUGCUACUAUCGUACAACUGAAGCUCACCAAGUCCAACCUCCUCUCUCGCUUCACCAAGAACGAGUUUAUCCUCGAGUCUAAGUCCUCCAUCGGCAUUGAGUUCGCCACCAGCAGUCUCCAGGUCAAUGGCAAGGUCAUCAAGGCCCAGAUUUGGGACACCACCGGCCAGGAGAGGUACCCUCUAAUCUGCUCCGAACGUGCUCGCUUCGCGUCCGUGAUGCAUUGCUGUAGAUUUGCUCCCUACUUUCUCGUGCGCACCACCAAGUGCGGGCAAAAUGUUAUCUUAUUCUUGGGAGCCUCCUUUGCUUGA
Molecule: messenger RNA, 1088 nt
Organism: Zea mays
Lineage: Eukaryota; Viridiplantae; Streptophyta; Magnoliopsida; Poales; Poaceae
Exons: 5
Coding region: 69-1088 (339 amino acids)
Molecular function (GO): GTP binding; GTPase activity
Source: RefSeq, a predicted model, not a curated record